Messenger RNA from Alexandromys fortis (reed vole), 1918 nucleotides. It is a transcript of the gene Hacl1, whose product is annotated as 2-hydroxyacyl-CoA lyase 1. Gene Ontology annotation, cellular component: peroxisome. Lineage: Eukaryota; Metazoa; Chordata; Mammalia; Rodentia; Cricetidae. Bases 58 to 1803 code for a protein of 581 amino acids. The record is from RefSeq and is a predicted model, not a curated record. Gene Ontology annotation, molecular function: catalytic activity; magnesium ion binding; thiamine pyrophosphate binding. The transcript is spliced from 17 exons. Gene Ontology annotation, biological process: fatty acid alpha-oxidation.
GUCAGGCUUGUGAGGCUGUGGGCCGCCGGAGUCCCGUGAAGUAACUUUAGGUGGAAGAUGCCGGGAAGUAACUCGGGAGAGGGUAGCGAUAGAAGCGAGGAGCAGGUGUCUGGUGCUAAAGUCAUCGCCCAGGCCCUGAAAACGCAAAAUGUGGAAUACAUGUUCGGUGUCGUAGGCAUCCCCGUGACCGAAAUCGCCCUUGCUGCACAGGAAUUGGGCAUCAGGUACAUCGGGAUGAGGAAUGAGCAAGCGGCUUGUUAUGCUGCCUCUGCGGUUGGAUACCUAACGGGCAGGCCAGGAGUGUGCCUUGUGGUUUCUGGCCCAGGUCUCAUCCACGCCUUGGGUGGCAUGGCAAAUGCGAACAUGAACUGCUGGCCCUUGAUUGUGAUUGGUGGUUCUUCUGAAAGAAAUCAAGAAACAAUGGGAGCCUUUCAGGAGUUUCCUCAGGUUGAAGCUUGCAGAUUAUAUAGCAAGUUCUCUGCCCGGCCAGCCAGCAUAGAGCAUAUUCCUUCUGUUAUUGAAAAGGCAGUGAGAAGCAGUAUCUAUGGUCGGCCAGGUGCUUGUUACGUUGACAUUCCUGCAGAUCUCGUGAUCCUCCAGGAGAAUGUGAAUUCUAUAAAGUACAAGGAGUGCUGCAUGCCAUCUCCAGUGAGCAUGGCCGAAACCUCUGCUGUGUGUAUGGCAGCAUCUGUUAUUAGAGAUGCCAAACGGCCCCUGCUCAUCAUCGGGAAAGGUGCCGCUUAUUCCCGUGCAGAGGACAGUCUCCGGAAGCUGGUGGAGCAGUGCAAUUUGCCAUUUUUGCCUACCCCUAUGGGGAAGGGUGUUGUCCCUGACAAUCAUCCAAACUGUGUAGGUGCAGCCAGAUCCAGGGCUCUGCAGUUUGCUGAUGUGAUUGUGUUAUUUGGUGCGAGGCUGAACUGGAUAUUACAUUUUGGAUUGCCUCCAAGAUACCAGGCAAAUGUGAAGUUUAUUCAGAUUGAUAUCUGUGCCGAAGAAUUGGGUAAUAAUGUAAGGCCUUCUGUGACUUUGCUAGGAGACAUAAAUGCUGUUUCUAAGCAGCUUUUGGAACAGUUUGAUAAAACCCCAUGGCAGUACCCCAUAGACAGCAAAUGGUGGGAGACUCUGAGGGAAAAAAUGAGGACCAAUGAAGCUGCAUCCAAGGAAUUAGCUUCCAAAAGAUCCCUCCCUAUGAAUUACUACACAGUAUUUUCCCAUGUUCAAGAACAGUUACCCAGAGACUGUUUUAUAGUAAGUGAGGGAGCUAAUACUAUGGACAUUGGCCGUACCGUGCUUCAGAACUACCUUCCUCGCCAUAGGCUUGAUGCUGGCACCUUUGGAACAAUGGGAGUCGGUUUGGGAUUUGCUAUUGCAGCUGCUCUGGUGGCUAAAGAUAGAAGUCCCCGGCAGCGGGUCAUCUGUGUGGAAGGCGACAGUGCCUUUGGGUUUUCUGGCAUGGAAGUAGAAACCAUCUGCAGGUACAACUUGCCAAUUAUAGUCUUGGUAGUAAACAAUAAUGGAAUCUACCAAGGAGUUGAUGCAGACACUUGGGGGAAAAUGUCAAAUCUUCAAGAAGCUGCCACAAUUGUCCCUCCGAUGUGUCUCUUGCCAAACGCGCAUUAUGAGCAGGUCAUGACUGCAUUUGGAGGCAAAGGGUAUUUUGUACAAACACCAGAAGAACUCCAAAACUCUCUGAAGCAGGCACUGGAAGACACAAGUAAACCCUGUCUUAUCAACAUCAUGAUUGAACCACAGAGCACACGGAAAGCCCAGGACUUUCACUGGCUGACCCGUUCUAAUAUGUGAAUAAACUGUUGACGGUUUUGAGGAACUUUCUCUUUCCAGCAAGGUAGAAUUUACUUUCCAUAGCAAAAACAUUUAAAAUUAUGUUUUAUUAAAGAACUUGAUUAAAAACAGAAAA